This is a messenger RNA of Metschnikowia bicuspidata var. bicuspidata NRRL YB-4993, 2139 nucleotides long. RefSeq names its product ATP-binding cassette long-chain fatty acid transporter (gene PXA2). Gene Ontology annotation, biological process: peroxisome organization; very long-chain fatty acid catabolic process; fatty acid beta-oxidation. The transcript has a single exon. Gene Ontology annotation, molecular function: ABC-type transporter activity; ATP hydrolysis activity; long-chain fatty acid transmembrane transporter activity. Gene Ontology annotation, cellular component: peroxisomal membrane. Bases 1 to 2139 code for a protein of 712 amino acids. The record is from RefSeq and is a predicted model, not a curated record. NCBI's taxonomy places the organism in Eukaryota, Fungi, Ascomycota, Pichiomycetes, Serinales, Metschnikowiaceae.
AUGGCACAAGCCCCCAAACGCAGAAACUCUCUCGCGCUCGCCGUGCUCCACGCAUACCAAACCAACCGGCUGCUUGUCCUCAAUGCCUCAUACAUCAUCUUGAUCACCGCAGCCUUUUCGGGCGCCACCACGACUUCGCGGCCAAUGAAAGAAGACGGCCAACGCCGCCAGGACGCGCUGCUUGCGCACACCAAAAACCCGCGGCUCUCGCGGGCACAGCUCACUGCGCUCCUUAGAUCGGCCGUGCCCUCGUACAAGAACUCGGCGGUGGCGUACCUUGCCGCGCACGUUGUGUUGUUGGUGUGCCGGGCGAUGCUCACCAUCAAAGUCGCCAGCUUGGACGGAAUGCUAGUGGGCGCGCUCGUGUCAAAGAAACUCCGCCGCUUCACGCGCUACCUUGUGUUGUGGCUUCUUAUCGGCGUGCCCGCCUCUUUCGUCAAUGCCCUUUUGAACUGGACCCGCGACAAGUUGCGCCAGAGCUUACGAGUGAACCUCGACAGGAGCAUCAUGGACGAGUACUUGCCCGACAACUUGGACCCGAACUACUACGCUUUGAUCCAGCUCUCCGAUAGCGAGAUCAAGGACCCGGACCAGCGGAUCUCCACCGAUCUCAGCAGGCUCACGCACGCGCUUGCCAGCCUCCCCGGGCAGCUUCUCAAGCCCACCCUCGACUUGAUUCUCUGUGCCAAGGAGCUCUCCAAGAGCGGCGUUGGCUCAGGCGAGGGCACUUUGGCCCUAGGCAUCUUAGCGCACUUCUCCACUACUAUCUUGCGUUUCUUCUCUCCUCCGUUUGCCAAACUAGCGUCUGAAAAGGCCAAUUUGGAGGGCCAGCUCCGCUCGGCACACUCGAAAAUCGUCGCCAACAACGAGGAAAUCGCUUUUCUCCGGGGCCACGAACGCGAGCUCGACUACCUCGAUUUCUGCUACUAUCAACUAGAACGGUUCUUGAAAAUGGAGUACAAAAAACGCGCCAUCCACGAAAUCGCCCAGAGCUUUAUUGUCAAGUAUUUCUGGGGGGCAGCGGGCUUGGUGUUGUGUUCUGCACCAGUUUUCUUCAACAAAUUUCUCGGGAAAGACCCAGACCCUAAUGCAGCAGGUGAAUUCAUCACCAACCGCCGGCUUCUUAUGAGCGCUUCGGACUCGCUUGACAGAUUGAUAUACUCUCGCAGGUAUUUGCUUCAAGUAGUCGGACAUGCAUCGCGGGUCACCUUGUUCCAAGAUGCCUUAAAGGAAAUCAAGGACCGCAAGCUAGCCAGUCCCGCACAGGUGGACGGCUGCAACGGGAAGGUAAACUACGGCGAUGAAAUCACGUUUGAUCAUGUGCGCUUGGUCACGCCCGCGGAUGUCACUUUGAUUGAGUCUUUGACUUUCAGCAUCAAGCCAGGUGAGCACCUACUCAUAGCCGGUCCUAAUGGAGCUGGUAAGUCGUCUUUGUUCAGAAUGUUGGGCGGUUUAUGGCCUUGUAAGGAGGGCUGUAUCACAAUCCCCACAUCGGAAAACAUGUUCUACUUGCCCCAAAGGGCAUAUCUUGUAAAAGGCACAUUAAGAGAGCAGAUCAUUUACCCUCAUUCCAUUGAACAAUUCCAGAAUAAUCCAAAGGGAAAGACUGACAAGGACUUGGAAAGCAUCAUGAAAAUUCUUGAUUUAGGCGAUCUUCUCACUUCUGACACCGACUGGGAUACAGUCAAGAACUGGAAAGAGGAGCUCUCCAUUGGUGCACAACAGAGGUUGGCCAUGGCGCGUUUGUUCUAUCACGAGCCAAAAUUCGCAGUGCUUGAUGAAUGCACAUCCGCUGUCUCGCCAGAUAUGGAGCAGUUUAUGUACAAGCACGCCCAAGAGAUCGGAAUCUCUCUUCUUUCCGUUGCACAUAGACCGGCUUUGUGGCAUUUCCACAACCGCUUGUUGAAGCUUGACGGGAAAGGUGGGUACUUCUUUGGUCCGUUGGAUGCAGAGCGCAGACUCAAGUUCGAAGAGGAGAGACUCGAAUUGGAAAAAAACUUGAGGGAUGUCCCGAACUUGCGCAUCAAGUUAGAGGAAUUGAAGAAAGUGUCGAAGUCCCAGCAUAUUCGUUACAGAACCUCCCAUCGUAAUCUUGUCGAACUAGGGGAGCAAGCAGAAACAGAAGAGGCAAAUAUGUGA